Anastrepha ludens (Mexican fruit fly) is the source of this 1067-nucleotide messenger RNA. RefSeq lists its product as uncharacterized. The transcript has a single exon. NCBI's taxonomy places the organism in Eukaryota, Metazoa, Arthropoda, Insecta, Diptera, Tephritidae. The coding region runs from base 6 to 815 and encodes 269 amino acids. The record is from RefSeq and is a predicted model, not a curated record.
AUACAAUGAAAACUAAAGCUGGUAAAACGUCGGAAAGCAGCGGCACAAGCUCAAAUUAUGAAUCCGAUCCCGUCGACACAGAAGGUUGCAACUUUGGACUUACCCCCAUCGAACUGCCCUACCUCUGGUAUCCGAACCAAGAGAGUGUUAAUCACCUCGAAUACGUACGCCGGCUCGAGUGUGAGUUCACCUGCCUACAACGCGCCUUCCUUGCGCUCACAACACAAUUCGCACGUUUGCAAUUCCGAGUACGCCAAAUAGUUCAAGCUGAACCAUGUGAACGCGAGGCACUACUCUUGGAUCUCGAGCGGGUAGCCUUUAACGGCGAUGAAGACAGCGACGAGUUGCCUCGCAUUCAACGCGACUCCAUCAAUAUGGGCGAUGUGCGCCACAAACAAAGUUAUAUUCUGGAGCGAUUGCGUCAACAACUGGGUACACUCUCGGAGGCACAAAGCUGGCAACCGGUACCAGAGCUAGAUGCUGCACCACCUGCACAGGAUUCAGUUGAUGAAGUAACCUGUUGCUGCAUUCGUAAGAAACGAAAACCACCGCCAACACCUGAAACAGCUACUGAUCAGAGCGCGUUCGCAAGUAGUGCGGAGUCCUCACGCUCCAGAUCGAGCAGUCCCAAAACUGAAACGGGAGUGGGGAGUGAAAGCGAUGGUGAAAAAGCUCGCAACGGAACCAUCUCGAUUACAACCCCAACAACUCAGUGCGACUUUUGCGACGAGACGAGCUGUGCUGUAAGAAAGCCAAGGAUUUGCUACUGCAAUGAAAUGUACGAAGGUAAUAAACCAGAGAGAGACGAUUGCUGAAACAAGUCAACUUUGCGCGUUUAUUGCAUUCGUACAGACGCCUGCACGAAACUGUUAGCCAAAUACUUAGAUCCGAAUGUUCGCUUCUAAAUAGAUUUUACUGAUGUGUCAUUGCCGAUUUUCAAUGCUUGUGAUGCUAUUUAGAAUUUUAUAUUCACGAUAUAUUUUUAAUGUCUUUACUACACACAAAUACACUCACAAUAUUUCUGAUAUUUUAAGUCAGGAGAUGGCCCUAAUAAAAGUAUAGUUAAA